AUGCGGCGGGCGGCACUGCGGUCGACGGGUGCCCGCGGGGCGCGGGCGGCGAAGCCGCAGGGGGGCGCCCUUCGCCCAGACCCCGCUGCGAGCGGGCGGGCCCCAUGGGGCGGGCGGGGGGCGGGCCCCGCGCACCGGAGGCGGCUCCCCGCGCCGCGCCGGGCCCGCACCCGGGGCCAGAGCCGAGGCCGGGACCCGCAGGCCGCGAGUCCGGAGCUCGACUGGGUCCCAGACAUCUUUGCUGUGCGGGUGCUGCUGGAGGAGACCGGGGAGAGGUUCCUGGUGACGAAGUGCCGCGGCGACAUGACGGUGCGAGAGCUCAAGGUGGAGCUGGAACUGAUCGCCGGCAUCCCCCUGGACCUGCAGCGGCUCCGGUACCUGGACCAAGGAGAUUUGAUGGAUGACACUACCUUGAAGUUCCAUGAUGUCGUUCCCGGUGGGAUUAUUUCACUAUGUGUCUGGCGCUAUGAUGGAUGGAUAGACCUGGUCCUUGCAGCGGUGGAAGAAGAUACCAGUAAGCUGUCCUGCCUCGGCGUGACUGAAGACUCCCCGUACCAGACCGCACACGUGCAGCACCUGGGCGCGCAGCAGUGGAGGAGGUGGACCGCGCAGAGGGCCUUCGUGGCGCUGUACGUGGCCUCGCACAGAGGACACGCGGAUGCCGUGCGCUUCCUUCUAGAACACGGGGCCAGCUGCCACGGGCAAACCCCCAUGGGCCGGACACCCCUGCACGCGGCUGUGGCCAUGAACCAGUUGGACUGUAUAAACCUCCUGCUGCAGUUCGGGGCCUCUGCCAUUGCCAAGGACGCCCUGGGGGUGAGCCCGAAGGCCAUCGCUCGCAAGCUGAACUACAAGCAAGCUAAGCAGCGAAUGGCCCUGUCUCACUGGAUGGCGGAGUCAGGGAGGAAGAGCCCGGUGCACGUGAGGCUGAACAAGGCUUUGCAGAGAGGAAAGCCCCGGUCUGGCUCCAAGAACAAAACUUAG
Molecule: messenger RNA, 984 nt
Organism: Molossus molossus (Pallas's mastiff bat)
Lineage: Eukaryota; Metazoa; Chordata; Mammalia; Chiroptera; Molossidae
Gene: ANKRD60
Product: ankyrin repeat domain 60
Exons: 4
Coding region: 1-984 (327 amino acids)
Molecular function (GO): protein binding
Source: RefSeq, a predicted model, not a curated record